This is a messenger RNA of Callithrix jacchus (white-tufted-ear marmoset), 930 nucleotides long. The record is from RefSeq and is a predicted model, not a curated record. Lineage: Eukaryota; Metazoa; Chordata; Mammalia; Primates; Cebidae.
UCCCUCGGCUCCCGUGUCGACCGCCCCUGCAGCGGUCCUGGGAACCCAACGCCGCCACGUCUGGCACCUCAACUCACAUCUGGCACCUCAACUGUCGCGUGGCGUCUCGGCCAGGGGUCCCACAAGGUGGCUCCCCAAGGUUCUGCCUAGGGUCCUCUCCGCGGCGCCCGAGAGCCCGCAGGAGCGGGUGGCUUGGCCUGCUUGGGCUCCGAACCGCUGAGGCUCCACCAGGCAGUUGCGGAAGCGACGGACGGCCAGGACCUCCUGCCUUGCGCAGCGGGGCGUGGAGGAGGCGACGGCGAGUGCCGCGGUGUGGGCGAGCGGGCCGAGUGGUCCCCGCAGCCUCCCGACCCGACCAUGCACUGGCUGCGGGGCUUCGUGCUGGAGGCGGUGGCCUGCCAGGAUGACGACCACUACUUACGCCACGGGAUCCUCUUCGAAGACCUGGACCACAAAGGGGGCGGCGUGGUGGACAUCGUGGAGCUCCAGGAGGGGCUGAAAAACUGGAGCUCCGCGUUUUACCGGAACUCCGAUGAGAAACCUCUGCACCAUGAGAGCCAAGUGGAGGAAGAAGCGAAUGCGCAGGCUAAAGCACAAAAGAAGAAAGAUGAGGCAGAGGUCCAAGUAACCGCUACUUGUUGCACCGUGGAGGCCACGGGAGCAGAAACAUGGGAUGCCAGACACCGAGGAUGCUGGUACAAGUUGUGAGACUGCACGCUACUGUCUAGAGCUUGUUUCAGUGGAUCUAGAACUUCAUUGCCAUCUGAUCGCCAGUCACCUCUGAGACCCACCUUGCUCAUAACCAGGACUGCCCAUGUUGUUCUUUUGCCCUGGACCUGUGACAGUCUGGACUAUUUCUGUGUUUGCUUGUGGCCAAGUGUAACAACCAUACAAUAAAUCACCUCUUCUGCUGUCAGCUGAAGAAUUAAA